This is a messenger RNA of Dentiscutata erythropus, 372 nucleotides long. The record is from the annotation of a GenBank genome assembly. NCBI's taxonomy places the organism in Eukaryota, Fungi, Glomeromycota, Glomeromycetes, Diversisporales, Gigasporaceae.
AUGAAGCAAACUAUCAAGUUUACUAUUAAAGGUUUUAUCAAAUAUGUAAAUAAUCGUCCAGUUUAUUAUGUAAAGUAUGGUUCAAAUUUUAAGCUAAAGGUAGUAUCAAAUUACUCUUCUAGUGAUACAGCUAUGAAAGCUCAAGAGGCAAUAAAUGAAUUAAAUAGAGAGUUAAAAGAAAGUCGAAUAUUGGAUUCUUUACUUUUUGCUAUUAAGCCAGAACUAUCCUGUGAUUAUGCAGUAUCUAAUCAGCAUAUAGCUUUAAUAUCAACAAUGGCAAGUUUUAUAUCAAUUAAUAUAUUUAAUCUUUUUAAUCAAGAUGAUUUUUUAAUAAAUGAAAGAUUACAAUAUGUUGAAAAAGUUGCACAAUGA